This is a messenger RNA of Arvicola amphibius (Eurasian water vole), 612 nucleotides long. It is a transcript of the gene Tafa4, whose product is annotated as TAFA chemokine like family member 4. The record is from RefSeq and is a predicted model, not a curated record. Gene Ontology annotation, biological process: macrophage chemotaxis; phagocytosis. Lineage: Eukaryota; Metazoa; Chordata; Mammalia; Rodentia; Cricetidae. The transcript has 4 exons. The coding region runs from base 10 to 612 and encodes 200 amino acids. Gene Ontology annotation, molecular function: receptor ligand activity.
CUCCCCAGGAUGAGAGUCUGUGCUAAGUGGAUGCUGCCGCUGUCACACUGGCUGCUUCUGGCCUGCGUGCUAAUGGUCUGCUGUAAGCUGACGUCCGCCUCGAGCCAGCACCUCCGGGGACAGGCAGGCCACCACGUCAUCAAGCAGGGUACCUGUGAGGUGGUCGCCGUACACCGCUGCUGCAAUAAGAACCGCAUAGAGGAACGCUCUCAAACUGUCAAAUGUUCCUGCUUCCCAGGCCAGGUGGCUGGCACAACUCGAGCACAGCCUUCUUGUGUUGAAGCUUCCAUUGUGAUUGAGAAGUGGUGGUGCCACAUGGAUCCUUGCUUGGAAGGAGAGGACUGCCGAGUCCUUCCGGACUCCUCCGGUUGGUCCUGUAGCAGUGGCAAUAAAGUCAAAACCACUAAGGCAAGUGACUCGGUAGCAGACACGGAGUGUUUUGACCCUGAGGGGCAUCAGGACCCAGAGCUGUUCUGUGUGGAUUGCCAGUCUAGUGAGAACUCACCUCGGAUCUCAGACCUCCACAACUACAAUCCAUGCAUCGUGAAAAGUGGCAUUUACCCGGCUGCCCCUGCUCUCUCUGCUCUACGAUCUUAUCACACAGAACCAUAA